AGGUAAAGGAGGCAAAGGCCUGGGAAAAGGCGGAGCGAAGCGGCACCGCAAAGUGCUCCGUGAUAACAUCCAGGGCAUCACCAAACCAGCCAUCCGGCGCCUGGCUCGCCGUGGCGGGGUCAAGCGCAUCUCGGGCUUGAUCUACGAGGAGACCCGCGGGGUGCUGAAGGUUUUCCUGGAGAAUGUGAUCAGGGAUGCGGUCACCUACACUGAGCACGCCAAGCGCAAGACGGUCACCGCCAUGGAUGUGGUGUACGCUCUGAAACGCCAGGGCCGCACUCUCUAUGGAUUCGGCGGCUGAACAUAAAGCGACCCUUUUCGAACGAACCCAAAGGCUCUUUUCAGAGCCACCCAAACCCUCCGACAGAGAGCGGAGACCUGAAGAAGGGGAAGGUAGUACACAAUGAGGGGAUUGUUCCACUCGCCGGUUAUUUCGCGUUUCUUGCGACUCACAAUUAUUUCAGUUUCGAAAAUGUACUAAUGCCGUGUUCUGAGGUACGGCAGAGAACAUUAGGAGUGGACGGUUCACUUUGUUGCUGUUUACCGUGGCGAAUGAUUUUAACAUUGCAAGUAUUCCUACAGGGUAGAUAAGAGGCUAUUCGGCCAAACGAGUCUCUACUUGUGCAACCUGAUUAUUCCAUAUAAAGAAUCGCAUCGUAACUUGUAAUUGUAAGAUAUAGCAGCAGCAUUAGGCCAUUCUGCCCAUCCAGCUUGUUCUCCCUUUCGGACAUGGCUGAUCUUUCUCUUUUUUUUCAUGACCACAUGUCCAUCUCAGUAAUUAUAUCAAUGUGUACUUGGCUGUCCAUGCCAUAAGUAAUAAUUUGAUUUUAUUUAUUGUGGAACCCAGACGUUAAUGUUACUUAUUACAGUAUUUAUAUUUCCCAGGCAUAACACUCCGGGAGCCUGCGGAUGUGUUUAUGUGGCGCGUUCUUUCCAUUUGCCCGUUUAGGCAGCGAUUACAAAUUGUCUUCGGACAAGUAAUAGUCUGGAUGAAAUAAAAAUUACCGA
This is a messenger RNA of Chiloscyllium plagiosum (whitespotted bambooshark), 1008 nucleotides long. Its product is annotated as histone H4. The record is from RefSeq and is a predicted model, not a curated record. Gene Ontology annotation, cellular component: nucleosome. NCBI's taxonomy places the organism in Eukaryota, Metazoa, Chordata, Chondrichthyes, Orectolobiformes, Hemiscylliidae. Gene Ontology annotation, molecular function: protein heterodimerization activity; DNA binding; structural constituent of chromatin.